This is a messenger RNA of Papaver somniferum (opium poppy), 1259 nucleotides long. RefSeq lists its product as uncharacterized. The record is from RefSeq and is a predicted model, not a curated record. Bases 1 to 1167 code for a protein of 388 amino acids. The transcript is spliced from 7 exons. Lineage: Eukaryota; Viridiplantae; Streptophyta; Magnoliopsida; Ranunculales; Papaveraceae.
AUGUUGAAAUUCACCGACUGGUCACUCAUCCUAACGACACUAAUUUUUGUAAUUUUAAUUCAAGAAGGAUUAAUUGAUGGAAGAACGAUCUCAAAUGCCGUGAAUAAAGGAAUAAUCAAGACAAUUAAGGUUGAUAAAGGUGAGAUCAUUGACUGUUAUGAUAUUUACAAGCAACCUUCUCUUAAUCAUCCUUCGCUUCGUAAUCACACAAUACAGAUGAGACCUAGUAUGCACCCGAAGAAAAUGAAAUUAGAUAAUAACGGGACACUUCGACUUACACAAACUUGGCAUAAGUAUGGAGCAUGUCCACAAGGAAGUAUCCCUAUACGGAGGAUCGGAAAAGAUUACCAUUCAACACUUUUGCGUAAGCAUCGUCAUCUAAAGCUCCCACGUUAUAAUACGUCCCUCUAUUCAUUUGGAAAUGGCCAUGAGUACGCGACAGUUCAGGUGCACGGUAAUUUUCUAGGAGCACAAGCUAAAAUAAAUCUUUGGAAUCCAGUUGUGGAAAUACCAAGUGAAUUAAGUUUGUCUCAAAUCUGGGUCAUAGCAGGUGACGGUGAUGAUCUCAAUACUAUUGAAGCCGGAUGGGAAGUGAGUCAACCCAGACACACUGAUUACCAGACCAGAUUUUUCAUACACUGGACUACCGGUAACUAUGGAUCUGGUUGCUCCGAUCUCGAAUGUGAAGGCUUUGUGCACACAUCUUCGGAAAUCUCUCUUGGCUGCAAUUUCACGGAAGUAUCCACUUUCAAAGGCGACCAAAAAGAUGCCACCUUUGGUAUACACAAGGACCAAAAUAGUGGAAAUUGGUGGAUACAAGUACAAGGUAUACCCGUGGGCUAUUAUCCAAGUUCUCUAUUCACGCAAUUAUUAAAGACAGCAACAGAAAUAGAUUUCGGUGGGGAAAUCAUAAAUAUGGCACCUAAAGGACGACAUACUAUGACUCAAAUGGGUAGCGGUCAUUUCCCUUCCGAAGGAGGUCUCGGAAUAUCCAGUUAUUUUAAUCAAGUUCAAAUAAUUGAUGAAAAUAACAUAGCUAAAGACCCUGAAAUUGUUAUCAAGUAUGUAACGAAUCCAAAUUGUUAUGAUUUACAAAUUGACGACAAACACACGAACGGCUUCGGCUUUUACUAUGGAGGUCCUGGAUAUAAUGAUAAGUGUCAGUAAUGAGAACCUGAAUAAUAAUAUUUAUGUUCAUCUAUUUAUAAUUGUUUUUUAUGGUUUGGUAUCAUAUACAUUAAGCAUAUUAUUUCUGUAUG